GCGGACUGGACCGAAGCCUCGAAAUUUUCACAAAUCCAUAGUACGAGAAUUAUAACCUGCUCGGACAGGAAUAAAGAAAGAGCGACGAGGCAGUGGGUUUGGCAAUUCGGAAUUUUUUUAUUAUUCGUUUGCAUUUGUAAAAUCCGACUUAAUCUGGUUGCGAUAAGAGCCUUCGAUAAAAAAAAGUUAUAAGGAAAACAAUAUAAAACCACUCGCGGCGCUUGAACAUUGAAUACAAAGAAUAAAAAAAGUAAACAAAAUAAAUGAGUGUCAGAUUGGGAUGAAAAAAAAACACGAGUAAAAAGCGUGUGUUGUGCGUGAGAGUGCCUAUAUAUUAUGGUACUAAAGCCAUCUGUCAUGCAAAACUUUAUUUCGAUUAUCGUCCGUGUUUAAUCAUCAUUUAAAUAUAAUACUAACGGGUUACAAAAAGAAUUUGUCGCGUUUUUUCUUUUUGUCAAAAGUCUCAGAUGUGAUGAGGUUUUUUUUUUAAUUUUCAACUCUACUAUAUCAAGAACAAGAACGAAGGAACUAAUUUGUCCCGAUUAAGCUUUCAUCACGAAGGUGGGAAGAUAUUUUAUCUUUUUUAUUUUCUUUAUUUUCUUUUGACCUUCUAUUUACGUUCGGUCGAACAUCUGCAAUAAUCGCGUCAGAUGUUAAUGAAUUUGCUCUCGAUCUCGUAUCAUUAACUCUCGUUUGUGUUUGGUCAAAUAUCGGCGUGAGAAAAAUUAUAUUACAUUUUUAUCAUUGGCGAGAAUAUAAAGAACAAAUUUGACGAAAAUUCGUGAACAAUGUUGUAUUGUUAAAAACGUAGAAAAGGUGCUCUGGAACUUAGAUAGCGCUCCGUCGGUCAACUGUUCAGGUACAAAGUAUCUCUGUGAUGUUUUCGUCAGGUCUCGGCUGUAAUCUCUCAUUUCCCAGCUGUCUGGGUUACCCUCAAGAUAGCGAAGAGCUUAUUCCAAAGAUGGCGCGCGAGCCAAUUGUCCUCAAUGUCUAUGACAUGUAUUGGAUCAAUGAAUACACAACACCUAUCGGGUUAGGAGUCUUCCAUUCGGGUGUCGAAAUUUAUGGAGUAGAAUAUGCCUACGGCGGUCAUGCUCUUCCAAUCUCUGGAAUCUUUGAAAUUGUACCCAGAGAUACAGACGAGCUGGGAGAACAAUUCAGAUUCAGACAAUCUGUCCACAUUGGAUACACGGAUUUCACAGAAGAGGAUGUGACCAGGAUUGUCAGUGAAUUGGGAAAAGAUUUUCGUGGGGAUCGCUAUCAUCUAAUGAACAAAAAUUGCAAUCAUUUUAGUAGUCAAUUGACACAGAUUCUUUGCGGACAGGAAAUUCCUGGUUGGGUAAAUCGUUUAGCAUACUUUAGUUCAUGUGUACCGUUUCUCCAGAGAUGCCUGCCAAAAGAAUGGUUAACACCAGACGCGUUGCAGCAUUCUUUGAGCCAUGUAAGUCACCAAGAAAGUACACCGCCCUCGGAUACAUCGUUGUAACAUUCAGCCAACCGUGAUGACAGCGAGGCAAACAUAUUGAAAUGUCGCAGAAGUCACACUUUUUGAAUAUUGGGAUUACUCAAUCCCAAGUACAGAGAAUCACAGAGAACAAACUUUAAAUAAUGACGAAGUUCAAACAACUAAAAACACUAAAAUAAAAUAAUAAAAGCAAAGUUAUUGAAUAAAGAAAAGAAGUUAAGAAUACCAUGUCUUCGAAAGAGUCUCAAGGUAAGCUCAUAAACGCGCAAUGGCUAAUGAGGAAAUAAGUAGGAAGAUGAAAAGAGCAAAAAUUUCAAUUAGUCUACGAAUUUUCGUCCAACCGUUAUGAACGAUUGCGCGUUUAUGACGCACUAAGCAGGAGAACGAAAAACGAGAUAAAAUGCCUUCCUUGUAACGCUGUUCAUUUAAAAAUUGAUCAGUGUACACCUUAAAUAAGAAUUUAGAGAAAUGAAGAGAAAAGAAGAAACCGACAAAACAAUGAAGAUGUAAUAAAGGGAAAAAAAUACUUUGUUGAACUUACGGACGAAAUUUAAUAGCAUUAGAUUGAAUAAUUGAAUGACGAAGAGAGGAGGAAAUAAUGCAGACGAAUAUGAGUGAUUCAAAAACAAACAAAAAAUGUUUCGUCAAACGACGAAUCGUGUAGACGAUUAUGAAAUUUUCUUAAGAGCAUUAACUAAAAACAACACACGAUUCGUGCGAUAUUCGUAAAUGAUUUUUUUUUGUAUAUUCGUCGGUGUUGUUGAAUUGCCUACAUACAGAAACAUCAAGGAGACUGAAACGAGACGAGAAAAGAAAAAACAAAAUUACUACGUUUCGUGUGAAUGAGAAACGUCCCGAUUGAGAUAAACCGUGUUAAAACCUGUUUGAGAACUUUUCAGCUCACGUUUAUAGAUCGCUUAAUAACAACUGUGGACAAACGAUAAAGAAAAAAAAACACAACCAGAACGAGAAUUAGCUAAACGAUAAUAACGCUGUUGCAUCUUGUUUUACAACUCGUUAUUGAAAAUCAAGAUUCUGGGGAUACAGACAUGAAAUAAUAAAUAGUAGUAAUGAUAAUAUUAAUGAUAAAACAAUAACAGUACUGUAAUGAUAAUAAUGAUAAUAACGUUAAUAUUAAUGAAUAAUAAUAUAAAAGUCUUAAAUAUUAACCAUAGAUAUGAAACUCAUCACACACGUCCAUGACAACAAGCUGCGAGUAAAUCUUCAGAAUAAUUUACAUCACAAAUUCAAAAUAAUUUGUAUGAGGGAACAUUUAUUUUUUGUUUCUCCAACAGAAUCGUAUAACAAGAUUUUUUUGGUCUACAGGCAGCUCCGUUUUUAUAGUUUCUAAAUAUAUGCUAUUUCAAUUUUUUGCACCGUUCAGGUGUUUGCACGUCACGUGAUUUCUUAAUCACCUGAACGUCCUCUGAAUAAGUAUUAAUGUUUGGAAAUUUGUCGCACGAUAAUAUUCCUUGUCGUCAUUACACAAAAAUUCGCGAUCCCACCAAUUAACUUGAAUUUAGUAAAAAAUGUAUUUUGAAGACAAAAUAGAGGCGAGACGAGUUUCGAGUCGCGAGGAUUGCUAAACUGCAACGUACGAGGUCGAACUCCAUUUUUUUUUACUUUGCGUGUUUUCAUCGCUAUUGCUUUUUUGUAUGACUUUUGAAUUUCCUUCUUAUUUAUAUCGUCUGACUUGGAUUUUGCGAAAUGUAAGAAAAGAAUGAUCCUCGUGACACCAACGCAUCUUUGAACGGAGAGCUCUCGAACUUUUUCUCUCUACUCUUCAUUGUAGGAAAAAAAACAAGAAAUGUUAGCUCUUCUGGAAUAAAAAAAGAAUAUUCUCGUAAGAAAAGAGAAAAGAAGAACCUAGUCAAAUUGAACAAUCAAUCGAGCGGUAGCGAAUUCCGAGACACGAUUACGACUUGUGUCAUUCAUUUCUGUUUUAUCCCUGAUAUUAACCACUAUUUGGUCUCUCUCCAUUUUAUUUGUGAUUUUGGAGUUUGCAUUGUUUUAACGCACCGAAAGUCUCCUUGCACAUUGAAUUGUUGAAUGGGAGAAGACGUUUGAUCAAUGAAAAUGAUGAACCACAUUUGCAUCCCAACGAUUUACACUUCAACGUCGGUUUUAUUUGCAUUUAUAUUAAAAGCUGCGAUAUUAUCUCACCACGUACUUUCAGACUAGCGCGCACUGUACAGUCAAUUAAAUAACGCCACCUACGCUCUAGAUUCUUGAAAUCAAUCGCGAAAAAUGAGUGAUUGAUCAAAUGAAUCAUAACGUUCAGAAAAACACCAUUAUUUUUCUCGUGACUAAGAGAAAAUAUUUCAAACCGAUAUUUUUCGAAUUGUAACACCUUGAAUUUUGACGAACCCGGAGUUAAUUUGCAUUUUGAAGCAAUUCUGUCUGUGACUCUGGCCUGAUUUGCACUUUUAUCUUUUGAAUUGUAAAAUAAAAAAAUGCACUCAUCCAGUGAAGAUACCUUGUCACAUGAGUUUUUCGUCACGAAGGAUGGUUUACCCGAAAUGUGCAUACUAAUUAUUAUAAUAUUGUUGACAGCACCAUGUACAAUUAAGAAGGAUAUACGUAUUCGAAAACGUUAAAAAAUUGAUAAAAUAAGUCGAAUUUUAAUGAAAACUAAAUAAAAAAAAGAAUAGGGUAAUUACAGAAUAAAAUCGUAACGAGUUUAAUAUUAUUUAAUAAAUUUUCUUGAAUCUUGUAAAACGAAAAAAAAAACACAAAAAUGGAAUCUUUUACUUUAGUUAAGCGUCUAAAUUAAUCGUUGAAAUACUCGCACACUUUAAUGAACUAAAUAAAUAAAAUUUUCUAUGAGAAAAAAAAGAAAAGGAAAAACGUAUUUUCAUCAAAGUGUCAAAAUGUUUUAUUUGUAAUAUAAUAUAUUUUUACUAAUCGACAAAAACUCAAACAAGAAAAUGUUCGCACACUCUAAAAAGUGAAAUAAUUCACGGGAAAAGCCCCAUAAAACUCAACCUCGGAAUUCGUUUUUAAAAAUAAACGAAAAGCAAAAAAAUAGUCACAAUCCUACAAAUUCGAAGUACAGCCAAGAACUAGAAAUUAUUCUUCGUCCAUCAAAAUUGUACCCACAUUCUGCUCCCAACUUUAGCUGUUAAAAUGUUGAUUUUGAAAACCAGAAAACGAAAAUAAACAAUACAACCUAAUCAUUUAUAUUUGGUGACUAAAUUAAUUCCAAGAACAAAACGUAAAGAACCAUUGCUCGUCACGCGCCUAAGAUUUUUCAAAAUUCCAUUAUUUCUUUUGUGCGUUCUGAAGUUAUGAUACAUGGAUGAACGAAAGACUGCCACUUACUCGUCUAUUAGGAGUAUUAAUGUCGUUGACAAUAUAGCAAAUUAUAUUAAAAAAAAGGAAUAAUCGAUGAGAAGAAAUCACGCGUAAAAAUUCUCGAAAGAUGAUAUUGAAUAUUGCAUCGUUGGAUUGCAAGGAUAUAUUUUUGUGAUUCUUCAAUUUCUCGAAUUCCCAAGAUGCUCAAAUUUCGUAUUUUCUUCGCUUUUGUUUUCUCGGGCUCCAAAAACGCUGCUCUUGAAUUUUCAUUUUCUGCAAAAUGCAAAAAGAUUUUGGUAUCUAUUGCGCAGAGUAAAAUAAGCAGAAAAUCAAGAUGCUUCGAUGCAUUUUAACGAUGCAAAAUUCAAAAUUAUUUUCAAGGAAAAUCUUGCAACCUUAACCAAAGUGAAAAUAAAAGAAGUCAUUUAUAGAGGAUUGUCGACAAAUGUAUUAUUCGACACAAGUUUUCGGAGCCCUGUUAACGUAAAAGAGAAAUAAAAAGUAACAUACAAUUGAUAAAAUACUGACAAAGUUGAUGAAAAAUAUAUUAUCUAUAGUGACUAACAGGUACGCGAAAGUAAUUUGUUACAAUUGUAUAUGUAUCUAUUCCCGAAAAGGCGAUAGCAAUAAAAGAAACAAUAAUUAAAGAGAAGAAAACAAAUAAGUUAUUUAACGUUAAUGCUGGCUCAGACUGUAAAUACAUUGAAUUAUGGAUCGACGUAUAUUUUUAGUUCUUUCCUUUCAAAAUUCACAUAUAAAUAAAUAUAAGAAGGGUGUUGAAAAACGAAAACGUACAACUGUUGCGUGUUUCAAGAUAUAAUUUGUCUGUGCUGCAUAUUAAAUUAUGUAAUUUAAAAAAAAAAUGAACAUAAUUAAACAUAAAGAAGAAUCGUAGGUAUUAUCCGCAAAUAUCUUUUUCUUUUACAUCGCGUAGAAUGUUUUAUUCUCUACAACGAACGAGAGAUUUAAGGGGACAGGGAGGAUCGGAGGAACAAGAGGGGAAAAGGGAUAAAAAUCAUAUAUAAAUACUACGAAAAAAAGAGAUCUACAAUUACGCGAACUUACAAUUAAAAUACAGUAUUUGAUUAGAUACUUUGUUAUUUAUAGUCGGAUCAAUAAAUACUUUAAAACAA
Messenger RNA from Venturia canescens, 5892 nucleotides. RefSeq names its product deubiquitinase DESI2. Lineage: Eukaryota; Metazoa; Arthropoda; Insecta; Hymenoptera; Ichneumonidae. The transcript has 6 exons. Gene Ontology annotation, biological process: protein deubiquitination. The record is from RefSeq and is a predicted model, not a curated record. Gene Ontology annotation, molecular function: deubiquitinase activity. Bases 878 to 1486 code for a protein of 202 amino acids.